Molecule: messenger RNA, 609 nt
Organism: Diorhabda carinulata
Lineage: Eukaryota; Metazoa; Arthropoda; Insecta; Coleoptera; Chrysomelidae
Product: protamine-like
Exons: 2
Coding region: 134-562 (142 amino acids)
Source: RefSeq, a predicted model, not a curated record
GAUAAUGUCAACGUCAAAUUGAAAAAAUUAUAAAUGUCGAAUUUUAAAUGGGAUGUGAUAAAGAUAAAUUAAUGUUUAUUUUCAUUUGAAAAAUUGUGAAAUUUAAAAAAUUGUUAGUUCUACUGGAACUUUAAUGUCUUCCGAUAAAAUGGGUUCGUCGAGGAGAAAAAAAGGAUGUCCGGAUCGAGUGAAACCGUCAGAUUAUUGUUCCAAAGAAGAAAAAGAGAGUAAACGAGGGGGUAAAAAACGUACGUCCAAUAAAAGAGAGAAAACAAAAAAUUCAAACGAAAAACAAAGCGGAAAAAGAUGUAUUAGACCGGGGCCGAAAACGAGAAACCCUUUUUUGAAUUUCCUUAGGGACGUCAGAAAACGCCAUUGCGAAUGGUCGAUAACGAAAAUAGCCAUAGAGGGCGCUAAAUGUUGGUGCAGAAUGCCCAAACACGAAAAACAAAAAUAUUACAACGAAGCUUGCAGUAUGCAGAAGAAAAGUAAGAAAAAUAAAAAGGAAAAAACACACAGAAACGUCAAAAAACACUCGAGUAGAUCUAAAAAACGAUGCUGAUUAUUUCGGAAAAUUUUAAAGCAAAUAAAAGUUUUUGUCUCUUCAAA